Chaetomium fimeti is the source of this 1170-nucleotide messenger RNA. RefSeq lists its product as uncharacterized. The record is from RefSeq and is a predicted model, not a curated record. NCBI's taxonomy places the organism in Eukaryota, Fungi, Ascomycota, Sordariomycetes, Sordariales, Chaetomiaceae. The transcript has 3 exons. The coding region runs from base 1 to 1170 and encodes 389 amino acids.
AUGGCGGAUUACACGGUCAUCAUUUUGGAGAAGCUUGACCAGCGUGAAGCCGCUGACCCAGCACUGCCAAAUUCCCUCUUGAAGAUGCUGAACUAUGCUCGCGCGGAACAAAAGCAAGACCUCGAUGUCCUCGACGAAACCGACCUCUCCACCAUCCUAUCCACCAGCGGCGGCACCAUCCCGCUCGCCAAGCGCCGGCGCGCCGACCUCGUCGCCAGCACGACCGCCUUCCGCGCCUGGCUCGUGGACGCGGGCCCGGCCGCGGCGCCGCGCAAGCCGCUCGUCCACGGUGACCUGCACCUGGUGCGCGGUCGUAAUGGUAGUAGCGGUAGACGCGGUGAUCCGCGCUACCUGUCGGCGCUGACGCGGUUUUGCGCGACGCUGGUGCGGGCGCUGCGUGCGCGUCCGGGGGAGUAUGUGCCGCUGGUGUUUUUUUGUGGGAGUCAUGUGGAGAGGGAUGAUAUGUACUGUGGGGGGAGGGCGUUGGUGUGUAGUCUUAUUGCGCAGUUGCUGCGGUGGGGCUUUGGUGGUGGUGGUGGUAGUGGGAAUGGUGAUAGCGCUCGUGGCAGUGGUUGGGUUGGCUUUGAUGAGGAAUUGCGGCGGGUACAGGAGAACGGCGCCGUCGACGGGGCGAUACAAAAUCAGUUGCGCGCUGUGGAGAGAGGGGAGGAGGGUGUUGGUGAUGGCCUGGGCAUCUCGAGGCUCUGCAACCUGUUUGCGUGCCUGGUUCGGCGGCUGCCACGCGGGGUGACGGUCGUCUGUAUUGUCGAGGGCGUUUCACAUUAUGAGCUCGAUGACUAUGAGGACGAGAUGCUCAGGGUGGUAGGUCGCUUGCUAGGCCUAAUAAGCGACAAAUCCAUGGCUGCGGUGGUCAAGGUGCUAGCCACGAGUCCCACGACCACCGACUCGGUGCAGUGGAAACUUGAAGGUGACGACGACGACGGGACUUGCUUUCUCUCCUUGGCCGAGGACCGCCCGAUGGGACAAGCGGGAGGUAUGCCACGACUCUGGGGAAACUCGGACGAGGACGAGCAUUCUGGAAACUCAGAUGUUUCCCUGUCGUCCGAUUUGACGAACUCCGAUGAUUCAGACGAUGCAGGGACCGAUGGCAGGGCACAGAUUCCAACCGCUUUGAUCCACGUAGAGCCAACCAUUACAAGCCACGCAUAG